CCGAGUUUCACAUAAGGCGUUGUUCUGAGCGCAUACUAUUCACGCUGACCACCUUGCAGAGCGAUCACGAAGCAGCAAUCAAAAACGUUGUCUGGUUAUUUAGAGUUUCCUAAAUGGAUCGUACCAAUUAUAUUAAUGACUGGAAACGUUUACUGGAAGGACUUAAUUUAUAUAACAUCGACGAGAUUGUGAAUGACCUACUCGACAAUGGCUACACAGUUACUGAAUUACGUAAUGUUAUUGAGACAAAAGGGAAUGAUGUUAUGAUGGCAGCCUUACGGAAAAUCAUCAGUAAUGCCCUUGUACUGAAACAUAUAAUAGGACGUGUCGAGUUAUCUUAUAUGAAAAAAGACUGCGAUAAAUCAAUUAGUGUCAGUGAUAUUCAGCGAAUAAUACAAUGUUAUCAAAGUUAUAUACAUCCCGAAGAUAGAAAAUUGUUGCAGGCAGCUGUAACUUGUGUAGCCAAGGAAAUUCCAUCAAAAGCAUUAACAGAUGCAGAAAUUGUCUGUGCAAGUGAAACCAUGCAAAUUGUCUUCAGAUGUGGAACGAAAGAAAACAUGUACCUAGUGGUACGGAAUGAUGGAAAAAAUAAAUUUGCUGUUGUGAGGGGAAUGGCAAAUAGUCCUAACAUGUCCUCAGGAUUAAAAUGGGGCAUUGGGGUUGGAAUUGCUUUAGGUGCUAUACUAGGUGGCCUAGCUGCUGGACCUCUUGGUUAUGCAAUUGCCAUAAAGGCAAGUGGUGCUGUUGUUGCUUGUGCUGCUGGUAGCGGAAGCCUUACAGCUGUUGCUAUUGGAGGUGGGGCAGUUGUUGUUAUUGAAGGAGUGGUAGCGGGGGCAGCUGCAGGAGCAGUAGCAGGAGCAGCAGCAGGGUGUGUUAUUGGUGGUGGAGCUGGAAUUGCAGCGAGUUUCAUUACAAAUGUAGAGUGGAAAAUGAUUAAAGAUGAGUAA
Saccoglossus kowalevskii is the source of this 947-nucleotide messenger RNA. RefSeq lists its product as uncharacterized. Lineage: Eukaryota; Metazoa; Hemichordata; Enteropneusta; Harrimaniidae. The record is from RefSeq and is a predicted model, not a curated record.